Messenger RNA from Rotaria socialis, 810 nucleotides. The record is from the annotation of a GenBank genome assembly. NCBI's taxonomy places the organism in Eukaryota, Metazoa, Rotifera, Eurotatoria, Philodinida, Philodinidae.
AUGGCUAAAGACUUUCAUCAUCUGCAUAAAUUUCAUCUAUCGGUACGAUCAAUCUCUACUGAACAGAAAAUAACUUUCGCUGGUGAAGCACCAAAAAUAGUACUCGAAAAGCAUAAAAUUCUGACAACGAAAUCAACAGAAAAAAGUAAUCGUCGACGUUCGCAAAAUUUUAUUAGAAAUCUUUUUUACUCAAAAAUUAAAUCGAAAUCUAAAAAUCAAGAAAAACAAAAAACGAAUAAUGCUUAUGAUAAUAAACGGGUAGAACUCGAAAACAAUACUGUUCACACAUCACAAAUCAUGCCAACUCCAUCAGUUGUUCAUCAACAGACGCUAGAAAAUCAAGUUGAUUUAAAAUCAAAACCAAAAUUAAAUGGAGAAUUCAAACCUAAAGGUAUAUUAAAACAAGCAUCAAAAACUUAUUCUUUUCCCGGUUUAUCCAGCGACUCGUGGAGCAGUUAUAAUGCACAUCAACGCAAACAAUCACAUUUCGAAAACAGUCAAACAACUAAUAGUAAAGAAAACAGUAAUAACUUUGCAUCAGCUUCGAAUGUUCAUGAUAACUCAUGCUCAAAGUUAAAUACCUGCACAUCUGUUAAAAGCGUUACAUUUACUGAUUCACUAUGCCAAUCGAAUUAUAGAUCAAGUAAAUCAACACCUAGCGUGAUAACGUUGCCCGAUGGUCAAUGCGAAGAUUUACCAAAUUUACACUUAACGAAUACGAUAAAAAGAAACUCAAAUGGAGAAAAUUCUAUCGAUUCGUUAGAAUUUCAAGCUCUCCGUUUUUGUGAGCCCAGUGAAAAUACAACCUGA